Messenger RNA from Kickxella alabastrina, 1633 nucleotides. Its product is annotated as Prenylcysteine lyase-domain-containing protein. Gene Ontology annotation, molecular function: prenylcysteine oxidase activity. The transcript is spliced from 2 exons. Gene Ontology annotation, biological process: prenylcysteine catabolic process; prenylated protein catabolic process. The record is from RefSeq and is a predicted model, not a curated record. Lineage: Eukaryota; Fungi; Kickxellomycota; Kickxellomycetes; Kickxellales; Kickxellaceae. Bases 80 to 1633 code for a protein of 517 amino acids.
UUUUUAGUCCCGAUUUUUCAUUGUAUUUUUAAUAUUAAUUUGUUUUGGUUUAUACAAUUGGCAAGUUAUAUUAUCUCCUAUGAAACUGAACUUGAACUUUGGGUUAUUUGGUGUCUGCAUUUUGCUUUUUUUCGGGGCGGCAGGCAGAGCACGGCGAAUAGCCAUUAUUGGAGGUGGCGCGGCAGGAGCGGCGGCGGCAUACUUUGCACAGGAGGAGCUCAUUGGGCGCGGUGAGGCUCCGGCCAUAAUUCACGUGUUUGAGCGAGAUCAGCGAAUUGGCGGGCGGGCGCACUCGGGCAGCGUCGAGUACAGCAACCAAACACUCAUGUUUGAGAUUGGUGCGUCGAUGUUCAUUGGCAAAAACCAGCAUCUCGUCGGCCUGGCGCGCAAGUUCAAUCUGACGCUGUGUGCGCACCCAUGCACGCUGGGCGCAGCGACAAGCGGCUCUGUCGGCGGCAUCUGGGCACUGGGUGCGUAUGGGUUGUGGGACCCGCUCUCGGGGGCGGCCGGUGGGUCGUGGGUUGUGCGGCAGUGGGCGGACCACAAGUCCCGUGAUGCGCUGCAGAUGCUUUGGCGGUACGGCGGAACGGGUGAUCUGACGCAGUCGUAUGCCGACUUUGGCGACCCAGCGCGUGGCGCGUUUGCGUCCUGGGACGACUACGUCAGCGACAAGCCGCACAUGCAGGCGUCACUGUACUACACGGCGGCUGAGUUCUACAGCAGCGCGGCCAAUGCCAUCGGGCGGCGCCUGCUAAGCGAGGUCGUAUCACUGGCCACGCGCAUCAACUACAUGCAGGAUGUCGACGCUGUCAAUGCGAUGGGUGCGCACAUCUCGAUGGCCGCAGAGUCUGACGCCGCAUACUCGGUGGCUGGCGGCAACUGGCAGUUGUUUGUGCGCAUGCUUAACAGUUCGGCCGCGCACGUGCAUCUCGGCACCACCGUCGACGACGUGCAGCGCAGCAGCAGCAGCGGCAGCGGCAGCGGCUAUCGCGUCAGCUUUGUCAGGGACGGCUCGGCUGCGGCCAUGGACUUCGACUCGGUCAUUGUGGCGGCUCCACUACCCCUGGCCAACCUGCGUGUCCUGGACGGGCAGCGCCAAAAAGACGCGGCCGCGGCCUACGUCACCAUGCACGUCACGUUUGCCAUCGGCGUUCUGCGCGGCGACCUGUUCCCGGCCGACUCCAGCGGCGAGGCUCUUCCGCGGCUCAUCGUGACGCCAAAGCACACGACCGAGCCGUUCAACUGCCUGUCAAUCCUCGCGUGCCUCGACUCGGCGGGCCGUGGGUUGUGCGGGCAGCGCGGCGGCACGGUGCUGGUCAAGAUUUUCUCGCAGGCCCCCGUCGACCUGGCGCGCGUGUUUGCACGUGUUGAGUGGCAGCGCUCCCAUAUAUGGGAUGCGUACCCACGGCUGCACCCACGCAACGGCGCCGCGUACUCGAACCCGGCUUCUUCCGAUAUGUUUCGGCUCAGCAGGCCGCGGCUUCCGCCGAUCGUGCUGGACCGGUCGGGCAACGGCACCAAUGGUGUUUAUUACGUUGGCGGCAUGGAGACUCUGUUCAGCACCAUGGAGUCGCAGACCGUCGCUGCCAGGCACGUUGUGCGCCUGGCCCUGUUUGGAGAACACUGCGAGUGA